This is a messenger RNA of Psilocybe cubensis, 1089 nucleotides long. RefSeq lists its product as uncharacterized. NCBI's taxonomy places the organism in Eukaryota, Fungi, Basidiomycota, Agaricomycetes, Agaricales, Agrocybaceae. Gene Ontology annotation, biological process: macroautophagy; neutral lipid catabolic process; multivesicular body membrane disassembly. The transcript has 4 exons. Gene Ontology annotation, molecular function: glycerophospholipase activity. Bases 1 to 1089 code for a protein of 362 amino acids. The record is from RefSeq and is a predicted model, not a curated record.
AUGGGGUGGCAGGACUGGGACAUACCCGCCCCAGACAUCACAAAGCGCAGCACCCUGCUUCAGCUAGGCAGCAUGGCCUUCAAUACCUACGCAGCCGACAACAGCACGGCUUCAGACUGGUACGACAUCUCGCACGAGUGGGGAUCGACGCCGUAUGGAUGGGAGCCGCAGGCGGACGGCAUGCGCGGGCACGUCUUCGUGUCGACGGACAACUCGACCGUCGUUAUUGCGAUCAAGGGCACGUCGGCGGGGUGGAUGGUCGGUGGUGGUGGUCCCACUGUGGGGAAGGACAAGAAGAACGAUAACCUUCUGUUCUCCUGCUGCUGCGCGCGUGUGGGUCCCACGUGGUCGACGGUCUGCGAUUGUUACGAUGGUGGUUAUCGGUGCGAUACGGAUUGUGUGGAGGAUGCGAUGAAAGAAGAGGGUUUAUUCUAUUCUGUUGGAUUGAACCUCUAUAACAAUGUUACAUACAUGUAUCCAAACGCGAACAUUUGGUUGACUGGGCACUCGCUGGGAGGAGGUUUGGCUGCUCUGAUGGGAACGACGUUUGGUGCACCAGUCGUAGCCUUUGAAGCACCGGCUGAACGAUUAGCAUCCCAGAGACUCCAUCUUCCCCGUCCGCCGACAACGCAUCACAUCACCCAUGUAUACAACAACGCUGACCCCAUUCCAAUGGGUGCUUGCACGGGCGUCACAUCCCUCUGUGCCAUUGGCGGGUUUGCCCUCGAGACGCGGUGUCACGUCGGCCAAGUCAUCCUGUACGACACCGUGCAGAAACUCAACUGGUCAGUCGACAUCCGGAACCACGGGAUCAAACUGGUCAUCGACAAGCUCUUGAGCGACGACGCGGAAUGGAAACCCGAAUUUAACGGGGAGAAAGAAGCUGCGCCAAGUGGCUGGCUAUCUGCCUUGCGCUGGGGGUGGAAGAAACGGCAGGGCGAAGAGCCGGCGGAUGAUGAUGGGAAGGUGUACAGAGAGGUUCCUUUGGCGAGGCCUGCUAUAGACGUAGAGGGUGUUGAUGGUGUUUGUACAGAUUGUUAUAGUUGGCAAUUCGGUAGCUUCAAGAACCGCACAGCCAAAUGCAACUAA